AAUCGUAUGCCCUUCGCCAAAAUACCUGGUAACUGCCGGAUCAAAGAUAACGACUACUUAGAAUGCGAUUUGAAUAAUGGCGUUGCAAUAGCGAGAGGCGCCAAAGACUCAUUUACUGCUAUUUUCGAUGUUGCUGGCAUAUCGGGAAAACCAGUGAUUCUAACCGCCAAGGUGUUCAGUACAGGCAAGGAGGCUAACGAAGCCAAUAACAUGAUCACCGAUGUAAUAACACUCGGAGAAUUCACCGAAAUCGAUAUAGUCGGCAUACCAAAAACACCGCAUGUUAACUUGGAGAAGAUCAGCAAUACUACCGAAAUCAUUAACAACUACGAGAUAAAAAGCGUCGGUCCCAGCACUAUCGGAGCAAUGGAUGUGAUCUUCUAUAUACCUGUGGCGUAUAAGGUGCCCGGCACUACGAACACCAUACAAAUUAUCGAAAUGGAUAAAAUAAAUAUGCAGGCUGUCUAUGAUGCGCAAUUGAUUGGCAUCGAUUACUAUCAAAACAAUACACAGCUCAUCAUGAAUACCAUUGAGGUAUCGACGAGUACGCACAGCACAUCUACAGUUUCCAAGACGAAUAAGCAUAAACACAUUAAUGCGCAAUAUGAUUCCAACAGCUUCUAUGAAAUGACAGUAGAAAGCGAAAGUUCAACCCAUACCGAUGACACAACGACUUUAUCAGUUCGACGUCGUAGACGUCGUGAAGCUGCUGCCAAUACGGCGACCAAAGCACAGUAUGCUCGUAUCGUCAAGGCGCACGAACUGCUAAGUGAAGAUCUAAGAGGUAAAUUGCCAGUGAAUCGUACGAUCGUUUUCAAUUGCAAUGAUCCCGAGAUGACGAUUUGUGUGCGCUCUGUUAUGCGUGUUUAUAAUUUCAAACCCGAGAAGCCCAUCACGGUGACAAUGAAAUAUCAAGUCGAUCUGAAUGAGAUCAAUCAGAUAUUGAUUGAACCAUGGGAAUAUUUUGUUAUACUAAUCGGUGCGGAUGUGAAAAAGAUUGGUGACUCUAAUGGCAAAUCGCUGGCGAUACGCAAGAGCAUCGACUAUAAUAUUGUUUCGAAACAUCAACUCUAUGGUACGCCGAUAUGGGUGUAUAUAUUGGCCGUGUUGGGUGGACUCUUGCUAUUGGCGCUAAUGACUUACGGAAUGUAUAAGCUUGGAUUCUUCAAGCGCGCGAAGAAGGAGGAAAUGGAUGCAUUGGUUCAUCAAGGUUCCACAAGACCGGCACGAGAUGAUGUAGAGCCAGAAGCAGAAAACCUAAAUACUGACAGAAAUUAAAAAAAAAAACACUUUAGA
Molecule: messenger RNA, 1296 nt
Organism: Rhagoletis zephyria (snowberry fruit fly)
Lineage: Eukaryota; Metazoa; Arthropoda; Insecta; Diptera; Tephritidae
Product: integrin alpha-PS3-like
Biological process (GO): cell-cell adhesion; cell adhesion mediated by integrin; integrin-mediated signaling pathway
Cellular component (GO): integrin complex; external side of plasma membrane
Molecular function (GO): integrin binding
Source: RefSeq, a predicted model, not a curated record